CUGGUUCUCACCAUUGCCCACUGGCUCUUUUGACCCAGAGCUGUUCUUUGCUUUUUCAGGAAACAAACUGGAUGAAAGUCCAGGGCUGGAACUUCCUCCUUGGUGUGUUUGACAAGGACUGACGUAUCCUGCGCCCUUUGAAUCCCGGAAGGCCAGAACACACCCAACCUGAUUGAUUUCAGUGUCCAGAAUACUUGGAGCUUUAGUAAAAGAAACAGCAAGCAGUAUUUCAACAUGAGAGACCCACUGGCGGACUGUUCGUACAAUAAAGUGUACAAGAGCCUGAAGGAGUUUGCUCAGAAUGGAGAGAAUUUCUGCAAGCAGAUCACUUCUGUUCUUCAGCAAAGGGCUAACCUGGAGAUUAGCUAUGCCAAAGGACUUCAGAAAUUGGCAGUCAAGCUAAGCAAAACCCUGCAGAACACAAACAAAAACUGCCUCAGCACUGCUUGGGCCUGGGCCUCAGAGAGUAUGAAAUCCGCAGCAGACCUACAUCAAAAACUUGGCAAAGCAAUUGAGCUGGAAGCGAUAAAGCCAACGCAUCAAGUCCUGAGUAUGCAGGAGAAGAAGAGAAAGUCUCUUGAUAAUGAAGUGGAAAAGACAGCGAAUCUUGUUAUUAACAACUGGAACCAGCAAAUCAAGGCCAAGAAAAAAUUAAUGACGAGUACCAAGAAGCAUGAGGCACUUUUCCAUCUUGUAGAAAGCUCCAAGCAAUCCAUGAGCCAAAAGGAGAAGCAGAAGCUCCUCAACAAACUGAAAAAAUCAACUGAAAAACUGGAGAAAGAAGAUGAAAGCUACUAUCAAAAAAACAUGGCAGGCUAUUCUACCAGGCUGAAGUGGGAAAGCACACUGGAAAACUGCUACAAGAGCAUGCUGGAGCUGGAGAAGGAAAGAAUUCAACUUUUAUGCAAUAACUUAAACCAGUACAGCCAACACAUUUCUCUUUUUGGACAAACGCUGACCACAUGCCACACACAGAUCCACUGUGCCAUCAGCAAGGUUGAUAUUGAAAAAGACAUCGAGGCUCUAAUGGAAGAAACAGCAAUUCUGUCCACAGAAAACAAAUCUGCGUUCUUACUGACUGACUACUUUGAAGAAGAUCCAAAGAAUACAAUGGAUAAAGAGAGACGGAAGUCUUUAAUAAAACCCAAAUUGCUGAGACUGCAAAGAGACAUUGAAAAGGCCACAAAAGAUAAAGAAGGCCUAGAACAGAAGCUGACUACGCUCUCCAGCACCUCCUCCUUCUCCGAUGCCAAGAGCCACAAAGAUGCAGAGGCCUCAAUGGACGAGAACAGUUUGAAACUAGACCUUUUACAAGCGAACUCCUACAAGCUGUCAUCGGUGUUAGCCGACCUGGAGCAAAGGCCGAAGCCCUGCCACCCUUGCAGCACCUGCAUUUUCAAGUGGAAAGAAAAGGAGCACUCCCAUACUUAUGUAAAAAUAUCCCGGCCUCUUUUGACGAAGAGACUGGAGAGGGCUGCAAGCAAAGCACCUGCGAGCGGACAAAGCAACCCAAGCCCUUCCCCUUCAGGCUCUGAUGUGUCCCCAGCCAGCAACCAUCUUUGCAAGGCCUUGUAUACUUUCCAAGCCAGGCAAGAUGAUGAGUUGAAUUUGGAAAAAGGAGACAUUGUGACCCUACAUGAGAAGAAAGAAGAAGGAUGGUGGUUCGGCUCUUUAAACGGGAAGAAAGGUCACUUUCCUGCUGCCUACGUGGAGGAGCUACCUUCAAAGGCUGGAAACGCAGCUACGCAGGCGUAAACCAGGACUGCAUACACGGGUGGCCUUACACAUUCUGUAAAUAGUGUGCUGCAAAUAAAAAAGGGACAGUUACCACCUUUGAAAGUGCUUCUUG
Acomys russatus (golden spiny mouse) is the source of this 1849-nucleotide messenger RNA. It is a transcript of the gene Nostrin, whose product is annotated as nitric oxide synthase trafficking. The record is from RefSeq and is a predicted model, not a curated record. Gene Ontology annotation, molecular function: protein binding. The coding region runs from base 235 to 1755 and encodes 506 amino acids. The transcript is spliced from 16 exons. Gene Ontology annotation, cellular component: cytoplasm; plasma membrane. Gene Ontology annotation, biological process: signal transduction. NCBI's taxonomy places the organism in Eukaryota, Metazoa, Chordata, Mammalia, Rodentia, Muridae.